Symbiodinium natans is the source of this 1833-nucleotide messenger RNA. Lineage: Eukaryota; Dinophyceae; Suessiales; Symbiodiniaceae. The record is from the annotation of a GenBank genome assembly.
AUGGCCAAACCACUGAGGGUACUGACCUGGAACGCCGGGCACUUAGGUCAACAGCAAUGGGCUGAGCUUCGCACCUGGCUGCGCACUGCUUCUGAUCAGUAUGAUGUGAUUGCCCUGCAAGAGACGCACUGGCAGGAAAGCACUGAGUUUGAUGUUGAGGGGUGGCACUGCAUAAGCUCAGCAAACAAAGGCAAGGCUAAAGCCCCCAAAGCAAAAAGUAAACCUGUGCCCGACCAUGCCUCUGAGACACAGACGGGCAAGCAACCACAAACUCAGCCAGUUCACGACGACAAACGGGCGGACGGGGUAAUGAUACUCACGGCCCCGCACAUUCCCAAAGCCACCAUCAGAUGGAGCGAGCACCAAAAAGGGAGGGUCUUGGAAGCGGUCUUCCAAUGGAAGGGCGCACGCGUGCACAUAGUGACGGUGUAUCAGCAUGUUUGGACCACCUCCAAAACAGCCCAGCAAAACCGAGACGACAGAUCGAAGUGUCUUGCAUCCUUAUCCAAAGCGGUCCGAGGAGCUCCGCAGCGUGACACGUUGGUGGUUCUAGGAGAUUUCAACUCUACGCUGAGCACAAGUGCGGGCAUCGUAGGUACCUGCACUCCAGGUUCUCCGCCGCAUCGCUCAGCAGAGGAUGCAUACCUCCAACGCCUCGUUCAAGGACAUGGACUUGUGGCGCUCAACACAUGGUCCUCGGGAUCGGGCUUGACGUUCCGCGCGGCCACCUCAGCUCUCGAAGAGGCGGUGCGAUAUAAUCAUCCCAAAGCACAAGCAAUGAAAGAGUGGGUUGCUGACCAGCUCUCUCAGAUCACCACGGUUGACAUGGAGGAGGUUAAUGAUGUGCUAAUCAAGGCGUCUGAACGCUACUUCCCAAGAGCCCCUAAGCCCUCCUCCCCUCCCCUCAAUGCAAUGCACAGGGCAACCAAGCGCAUGUGGGCCAGGUUGACAGCCUUGGAUGAGGACUUAGCCAGCUCAACGCUAUCCCUGGCAGAUCACGAGAUACUGGUGCAGGACCUCUCCAUGUGGCACAAGCAGGCUGUCACAAGAGCACGUAGACAACGCCUAGCAGAUUUCACUCACGAGGUAGACCAAUCUACACAAAGUGGUAACUCCUAUCAGGCUCAUAAGACGUUGCAGAAGCUCCGCCCCUGGCAGCCGCAGCCUAAAACGCAGUUAGUCAACAAUGACGGCUAUUUGAUGGCUGCAGAAGAGGAACUCAAGCUCAUGCAAAACCAUGCUAAAGCAGUGUUUCAACGGCAUGACAGACUGCAAUUUGAGGUCUGCAGCUUGCCAACGCUCUCUGCCCCCCUGCUUUCGAAGCACAUCAGCUCCAUCAGACCACACAAGGCUGUCCCUCAGAACUCAGCGUCGGCAGCCGCGUGGAAGCUAUGUUCCGACUCGGCCAGUGAGCACCUGGCAACGUACUGCAACGACCAAGCCCGCAAAGCUGAGCACAGCUCGCUGGACUCGGCAGUGAUCCUCUCUGCACAGCUGAAGGACACUGACCUCUGCUUCAUCCCGAAGCCCAACAAGUCGGUGCCACAGUUCGCUUACCAACCUCAAAGAGGACUUUCUGAUGCUCUCUCCAGAGUCUCGAAGCACACCAGAGAGGUACGCCAAAUGUGCGCACAGUCGCGGCUCAGCAGGCACUCCCAGCAUGCUGGACACCGCAAACCAGAGCUGGUGGGAGGGAUUUGCUUUGCGCUCGACUUAUCACAGGCCUUCGACAUGGUUCGCCGCCAGGACCUCAUGGACACUCUUCAAGAAGCUGGGGUACCGUCAGACAUCCAGGGAUUAGAAAGCUAUUCCGAGAACUCGCAGAGGUCGUAG